Cokeromyces recurvatus is the source of this 1455-nucleotide messenger RNA. RefSeq lists its product as uncharacterized. The record is from RefSeq and is a predicted model, not a curated record. Bases 1 to 1455 code for a protein of 484 amino acids. Gene Ontology annotation, molecular function: protein binding; chromatin DNA binding; RNA polymerase II cis-regulatory region sequence-specific DNA binding. The transcript is spliced from 5 exons. Gene Ontology annotation, biological process: regulation of gene expression. NCBI's taxonomy places the organism in Eukaryota, Fungi, Mucoromycota, Mucoromycetes, Mucorales, Mucoraceae.
AUGAAUUCAUAUGAAUCUGCUCUAAGACAUAAUCCUUACUCUAUUACCGCUUUAUUUCAUAUUGCUUCAUUAUACAGAGGAAAAGAACAAUUCGACAAAGCGAUUGAUUAUUUUAAACGAAUUUUAGCUAUUCAAGAAAGUCAUGGUGAAGCUUGGGGAGCAUUAGGUCAUUGUUAUAUAAUGAUGGAUAAUUUACAAGAAGCAUAUCAUGCUUAUCAGCAAGCUUUAUAUCAUUUAAAAAAUCCAAAUGAUCCUAAACUCUGGUAUGGGAUAGGGAUCUUAUAUGAUCGUCAUGGUUCAAUUGAUCAUGCUGAAGAAGCAUUUUCCGCAGCUAUGAAAAUGGACCCCCAAUUUGAAAAGGCAAAUGAAAUUUAUUUUAGGCUUGGUAUUAUUUAUAAGCAACAACAAAAAUAUGAUCUUUCAUUACAGUGCUUCAGAUAUAUAUUACAUAAUCCACCAAGACCACUUACAGAAAUUGAUAUUUGGUUUCAAACAGGUCAUGUCUAUGAACAACAAAGAGAAUUUGAAUUAGCAAAGGAGGCGUAUGAACGUGUAUUAGUCGAAAAUUCUGAACACGCUAAAGUAUUACAACAAUUAGGAUGGUUAUAUCAUCAACGAAAUACAUCAUUUUCAAGUCAAUCGAUUGCUAUACAAUACUUGACACGUUCACUCAAGACAGAUGGUAAUGAUGCUCAAUCAUGGUAUCUUCUAGGACGUUGUUAUAUGGUGGAACAAAAUCACAAUAAAGCAUACGAGGCUUAUCAACAAGCUGUGUAUCGUGAUGCUCGAAACCCUACCUUUUGGUGCUCGAUUGGUGUUCUUUAUUAUCAAAUCAAUCAAUAUCGUGAUGCCUUAGAUGCCUAUAGUCGUGCAAUUCGUCUAAAUCCUUAUAUAAGUGAAGUAUGGUAUAAUCUAGGUACACUUUAUGAAUCUUGUAAUAAUCAAACACAAGAUGCAUUGGAUGCCUAUCAAAGAGCUGCUGAAUUAGAUCCUACAAAUCCUCAUAUUCGACAAAGAUUGGAUCUUUUAAGAAAGUCUUCAGAUCCUAGUCAUCAUCUUCCUAUUCCAAUGCCUCAGGAUGUUCAUAAUCCUUAUCAAUAUCAAAAUGGACCUACUCAUAUUCAAAAAGGAAAUUAUUCUCAAUACCCUACUACUACUACUACUACUACAUCAUUAUCAUCCACUUCCCUUUCUACAAAUAAGAGCUUUGAUCAAUUAAGAAUGAGAGAAAGAAAGAGAGAAAAAAAAAAGAGAACUUCUAUAUUAUAUGAUGAAGCUCCUCGUCGUAAACAAAGUCCAGUCGAAAGUAAUGCCGCAGAUACACUUAUGAAUAUGUCUCAACAAAAACGCUUAUUAGAUAGUAAUAAUGAAGAGAAUAAAAAAAAUGAAGAUAAAAAACCAAGAUUAUUAACAGCAACAACAACAACAACAACAGAUACAGUUCAUGUAUCUUAA